GCACAAUAACAAUCAAACAUUCUUCAGGCGAAAACAAGACCCAGACUGGCAAAUGGACAGCUGAUCUGAGCUGAUGAGAUUUCUUUAGAUUUGUAGGAAGUGUGUUUGGGUUCGAGUAGUCAGUAAAUGAAACAGGGACAAUGCCGAAAUCAUUCGUGGAGGCUCUCAAAGCAAAAUAUUGCGAAGAUGAAGAGGACGCGUCGAAUUUUGUUGUGAGCUUUGUCUUCACGAACCGUCCGCGGAAGAACAGCGGGGGUGAAGGGGAGGCGGAGCUUGGCUAUCUGACCAGUAUGGUAUUAUCAAUGAACAGUAUCACUCAUGCCGGUAUCUCCUCAGAUGGACUAGCCUCCCUUUGUCCAAAUGUGACAGACCUGGAUAUAUCGAACAAUCUGAUUGGCUGCUGGGAUGAAGUCAUCAGUAUACUCCGGUCUCUGGACAAGCUUCAGUUCGUGAACCUUAGUGGGAAUCGGAUACAAGAUCCAAAGAAAUCCCUUGCCAACCUCUCUGGUGUGCGGUUUGGUAUAGAAAACUUGGUGCUCAACAACACGGGUGUGUCCUGGGGUGAGAUCCUCCUGAUAUGCCGAUGUCUUCCACGGCUUCGGGAGCUGCACGCCAGUCAGAACGGCUAUACCGACAUCCAAGCUUCUGCAGAAUGUCUCAGAGAAUGUUUCGGAAAGUUGGAAGUCCUCCAUCUCACAGAUAAUAACUACACAAGUUGGGAGCAGGUCAUUCCACUGUCUCUACUGCCUGCUCUUCACACCUUGAUGUUAUCAGAGAAUCCACUGUCCAACAUCCAUUAUGUCGUUGCUAUACCAGGCAAGGAGGAUGGAGAGGAUGUAAAUAAUAAAAUGGAUGUAUGCUCAGAUAACCGACCCGAUCCCGUCAUUUGUGAUGUGGUGACCGAGAUUCUGGACAAACUCAUCGAAGAUGCCUCCACCAUGUCCACCCAAACAAGCCAGGACGAUCCAUCCUGCAGUCCGUCCCACAGGGUUUCCGAUCCGUCGUACGACAGUGGCAUGGAGGACUGCCAGCCAAACACACCAAGACGCAUCCCCAAGGAGAGACUCUCCAGCCAGGGUUCCGAAGACGGCGAUCCUUGCGGUGAUUCUGGCUACGGAGCGAUGAGACAGGACAACCCGCUCGUCGCAGAGAAGGCCGUCCAUCAAGUGCUACCGGGUAUCAGUGAACACGGUGCUAAACCAGUCCCUCUGUUGUCCCCAAAGUCUGAAGACAAGAGGAGGAAACUUUCUGAGAAGAAGCCCCUGGAUGCUUCCGGUACUGUCCCAGAGAGCGAUAACCGCAAUGACGAAGUGCUUGCUGAUAUCAACACUGAUAAGUUUGCCUACUUUGAAAUUGCUUGGGACGCCGAUGAAGCCAUCGGCCAUGAAGAGGAGGAGGUAGUGGAGAUGGUGGAAACAGUGGAGGAAAUAGAGGAGGAGAUGCCAUCUAUAUGUCCUUUUACCUGGUUUCCAAACCUGAAAGUACUGUGUGUGACAAAUACCAAGGUGGAUCAGUGGUCUGAUGUGGAGUCUAUCAGGGCAUUCCCCUGCUUGGAAUCUCUUCGGGUUAAGGGUGUGCCUUUCCUUAAGAAUCUUGCUUCGGAUGAAAGACGAAAGCUGCUAGUUGCUAGCCUACCCAAUAUUAAGAUCCUCAAUGGGAGUGAGAUAAAGGAAGAGGAGAGAGAGAAGAGUGAACGUUUCUUCAUUCGUCAUUUCGAUGAACAUCCCGAGCCCCCUUCAUGGAUUGAGGAUCUGGUGAACAGACACGGUGCACUCAAGCCUAUCACAGAGAUUGAUAUUAGUAGAGGAUAUCAGGAGCAUGCGCACCUGUCCUUCGUCUACAGCGGUAGAUGCAUCCACCAGGCAACCAUCCAUGUGGUACAGAAUGUCUCUGAACUCAGGAAAUACUGUGCGAAGCUGCUCGACAAACCAAAAACGGUUAUACGCAUGUACCAUCAUUCCAAGUGCCCUCACACAGGAGAGACCGAGUUGAACCUCCUCCAUCAGGACCUGCUUCCGAUGAGCCGCUACGACAUGACGCACGGGGACGAGAUUCACAUCGAGACUCCGGCAUUCAUACCGCCUCUCACCGCAGCCCAGCGGGUAUCCAGGUCAUUGCAUGUCAGCAUUAGAUAGAUGCUGAUGAUACAGAGGAGAAGGAAUAGGAGUUUUAUCAUUUUUGAGAAGACUGUUGAUGAUGCAUUUAGUAUCCUUACUAGUAAGACGACAGUGCGACUGGCCGCUUCAAGCCCUCUUACAGGGAUGAUUGAUUAUAAGGAGGAGGAGGAAGAUUAUUUCUGACGCUACCAAAGAAGGGGUCGGUAUUCUUAUUUGUAAGUAAAGUCUGGCCGCUUCAAGGCCAUCUCUAACUGUGAUAAUGAGAGGGGAAGAUGCAAAGAGGAGGAGGUUUACAUGUUAGUAAACUGCUCUAAAAGGGUGUCUAUCCUUCACUAGAAAGACAAGUUUUGGUACUAGUAACUCCACCGUGUGACCAGCUGCUUCAAAUCCACCUCUGGCAGAAUUGAUUAAGAGGGGGAGGAGGGGGGGGGGGGUAUUAGUCUGGUAAGAAUUUGUUUGUAUCAUUAAUGACAUGACAGGAUGCUAUUAGUCUUUCUCUUACAAGGAUGAGAUGAUGAGGAACAAAGACUAAAGAUGAUGGUGAUUGUGAGGAUGAAGAGGAGGAAUAUGAU
This is a messenger RNA of Lytechinus pictus (painted urchin), 2689 nucleotides long. RefSeq names its product tubulin-specific chaperone cofactor E-like protein. Bases 141 to 2135 code for a protein of 664 amino acids. NCBI's taxonomy places the organism in Eukaryota, Metazoa, Echinodermata, Echinoidea, Temnopleuroida, Toxopneustidae. The record is from RefSeq and is a predicted model, not a curated record. Gene Ontology annotation, cellular component: cytoplasm. The transcript is spliced from 10 exons.